CCCGCCCCUCGCCCCGUGGCCCCGCGGGCUCGUUCCCGGCAUGGUGCUCUCUGAGCUGGCUGCGCGCCUCAACUGCGCCGAGUACAAGAACUGGGUGAAGGCGGGCCACUGCCUGCUACUGCUACGCGGCUGCUUGCAGGGCUUCGUCGGCCGCGAGGUGCUCGCCUUCCACCGCAGCCUGCUAGCCGCCGCCCCCGGCCUGGGCCCCCUCGCCACCUGCCGCAGCGGCUCGCGGUGCAGCCCGCGCGCCCGCCAGUUUCAGCCUCAGUGUCAGGUGUGCGCAGAGUGGAAACGGGAGAUUUUGAAACAUCACACCAGCAGAAAUGGAGACGUUCACUGGGGAAACUGCCGGCCGGUCCGCUGGCCGGUCGACGCCUGGGAGGUGGCUAAGGCCUUCAUGCCCCGAGGACUGGCAGACAAAACAGGACCCGAGGAAUGUGACGCGGUUGCUCUUCUAAGUCUCAUCAACUCCUGUGAUCACUUCGAGGUUGAUCGAAAGAAAGUCACAGAGGUGAUUAAGUGUCGUAACGAGAUCAUGCACUCUUCAGAGAUGAAAGUAUCUUCUGUGUGGCUUCGAGAUUUUCAGAUAAAGAUCCAAAAUUUUCUGAAUGAAUUUAAGAAUAUCCCAGAGAUUGUGGCGGUAUACUCCCGAAUAGAACAGCUGUUGACAUCUGACUGGGCUGUUUACAUCCCUGAGGAGGAUCAGCCAGAUGGGUGUGACUAUGAAACAGGAGUUUACCUGAGUGAGCACCAAGUAAACGAGAUAGAAAUGGAGUUACUAAAGGAAAAACUUCAAGAGCUAUAUCUUCAAGCAAAGGGACAAGAGGUGUUGCCUGAAGAGAUCUUAAAUCAACUGGAAGUGGUGAAAGAAUUUCUGAGAAACAACGAGGAUCUUAGAAAUGGUCUUACAGAAGAUAUGCAGAAGCUAGACAGCCUCCACCAACAGCCUCAAAAACUGGAUUCGAAGGAACCUAGGGCACAGACACCUGAAGGGAAGGCCUGAAGUUGACCUUCAACAAAAAUCAGGCAUGUUCUGUGAAAGUCAGCCGGGCUUCCAUCUCAGCCGUCCUUUUCUGUGCAAAAGGGAAAACUUACCCAAGCACUCCACUCAAACAAAAAGGAAUUUGUGUCAUCUUUUCCUGGACUUUCCUUUAACUCUUUGGGAGUUUUGUUUUGUUUUGUUUUGUUUUUUUAACAUUCCUAAGCUUGGUGUUAUGUGAUCUGUACCAGCCAAAAAAUAUUAGAUGCUCUUGUGCCAAA
Molecule: messenger RNA, 1260 nt
Organism: Delphinapterus leucas (beluga whale)
Lineage: Eukaryota; Metazoa; Chordata; Mammalia; Artiodactyla; Monodontidae
Gene: CXHXorf38
Product: chromosome X CXorf38 homolog
Source: RefSeq, a predicted model, not a curated record